AUGGAGAACAAGGUGUAUGCAGCUUGGAUGUCAGUGGAGAACUUGCCUGCCGUGUACAAGGGGGACGGAGUCCCCUCCUCCCUAAAAAGAAUAUCCUUCCAAGGGGAGGUGGGCGUGCAUUGGAAGUUCCACACAGUGCCGCUGAUGUGGGCUCUAGAUAGGCACGUAGCAGGAGUGAAGCCCCUCAGCUCAAGUAAGGAAUCUCUGGAUUUGGCGGAAUCCAACCAUUCCAUCAGGAAGAUGGUGAAUGAGAUGAAUGUCUCGAGGUCGAGAAAGGUGACGAUGGUCAAGAACGAUCUAGGGUUAUCCUCCUACCGGCUCCAGAAGCGACAGUUCUUCAAUAUAGCCACCAGGAGUAAGAGACUGGCCCGAAGUCGUCAGAUGCUGGAGAAGUUCAAGAAUGGUUCGGUCCCCAACACCGUCUUCUCGCACGAAAAAUCUGAACCUUUUGACUACGCCGUAUAG
This is a messenger RNA of Darwinula stevensoni, 465 nucleotides long. NCBI's taxonomy places the organism in Eukaryota, Metazoa, Arthropoda, Ostracoda, Podocopida, Darwinulidae. The record is from the annotation of a GenBank genome assembly.